AUGCUGCACCAUCCCGUCGCAAAAACUCAAGCCAUCCUCCGUCACCAAGCCGUCUUUGACGCAACCGCCACAUCCCCUCGUGUCUCGAGAAAAGACAAAUACCUCGCGUCCGAAGCGUCCACCUGGCCGCUUACACUAUUCCAGCGAGCCCGUGCUUUAGCGGGUCUUAUCGCCCUACCCCCACUCCCGCCCUUCGCCCUCGACGUCAUCGACGCCGAAACCUCCGGGGCCAUGCCGACGACGCGCAGGUUACCGACCACUCGCGUCAUCUCGCCGAGCCCUACGCCCUCCGAAAUAGAUGCGCAGUCACCUUCUGCGACUUCGACGUCGCAAGACACAUCAUAUUUUGCGCCGGUCACGAGGUCCGCAGCUCGUAAGCGGUUAGCUACGCCGCAGCCGGUGGAAGAGCAUAUCAAUGAGGAUGAAGAAGAGAACAACCCGGAUCUUCGGCGGGCUCGGACACGAAGUCGUAGUCCAAUGGAUCACCGACGUAUCAAACCUCUGAGCUCAAGUAGCACCUUGAACUCAAAAGAAAUUACCAGCAGCAGCAGCAGCAGCAAGCCGACGUUGUCGAUAAAUGGUCAAGACAAUGGCAAUGGAAAACCGGUCGAGUCAAAUGGCCAUCUCACGCCCGCAGCUGCCAUGUCGACGUGGGACAGCUGGCGUGAGACAUGGAGUCGUAGCCCCAGCCCUUUGGGCUUGAUUCCUAUCCAUCGUCAUUGGCGAACUUUCGUCCACAAACACGAAGUACCGCGCAAGCUCUUGCAUGUCUCCAUCGGCUUCCUAGUCGUAUGGCUCUACCUGUCUGGGACACAGACAUCAUCUGUAACGCCGUGGUUGAUGGCCCUUUUAGUUCCCAUCACAGCCGUUGAUCUGCUGCGCCAUCACCAUUCUGGCUUCAACAGAUUGUACGUCAAGGUCCUUGGCGCCUUGAUGCGCGAGUCCGAGUUUGCGGGCUACAACGGCGUUAUUUUCUACCUUUUGGGCGCCUGGACAGUGCUCUACUUUUUCCCCAAAGAUGUCGGUGUUGUGGGCACUCUGCUGCUGAGUUGGUGCGACACGGCAGCGUCUACAUUUGGCAGACUUUACGGCGCCUACACCCCGCGAAUCCGCCGCGGAAAGUCUCUGGCUGGUUCCACAGCUGCCUUCAUCGUCGGUGUCGCUACGGCCGGUGCAUUUUGGGGUUGGCUGAGGCCGACAUACGGCCCAUUCCCCGGCGACGAUACCUUUAUGUUCACCGGAACACUCGCGCUUCCGCAGGCUGUGUGUGAGAUCGUUGGUAUCACUCGCGAGGCGGCUACCAUCACAGGGCCGCUAGCCCUUGGCGUCAUGAGCUUGUGGUCUGGUUUCGUAGCCUCUGCCAGUGAGGUUGUGGACAUUUUUGGAUGGGAUGACAACCUUACCAUCCCAGUCCUGUCUGGGGCUUUCAUUUGGGGCUUUUUGAAGGUCUUUGGCUAG
Molecule: messenger RNA, 1458 nt
Organism: Pyricularia pennisetigena
Lineage: Eukaryota; Fungi; Ascomycota; Sordariomycetes; Magnaporthales; Pyriculariaceae
Exons: 1
Coding region: 1-1458 (485 amino acids)
Biological process (GO): phosphatidic acid biosynthetic process
Cellular component (GO): endoplasmic reticulum membrane
Molecular function (GO): ATP-dependent diacylglycerol kinase activity
Source: RefSeq, a predicted model, not a curated record